Molecule: messenger RNA, 1000 nt
Organism: Moneuplotes crassus
Lineage: Eukaryota; Ciliophora; Spirotrichea; Euplotida; Euplotidae
Source: the annotation of a GenBank genome assembly
UUGAAAAUGAAGAAGUCAGCAUUUUCCAAACAGAAAAGCAAGUUUAAACCUGCUGAGAAAGAUAGAGGAAGCAAAGCUCUACAGUUAUUCGAAGCAGAUUCUGACAUCUCUUCCAGUGAAGCAGACUUUGAGAGAGAUUUGUCUCAAUCAAACUUAUUGGGAACAAAGUUAUCUUCAAUCCUCAAGAAACCUUCUAGAGAGAACCAUUUGGCUCCCAGCCCUAUGAAAAAUUUGGGUCAGAGCCAGAAGAGCAUGAAAGCUACCCCAUUACAAUCUAUUUUGAAGAAGACUCCUUCUGUGAGGAUCACAAAAGGGCCUUCUACUGAUAGGAGUCACGUGCCUGGCAGUAUGCUUCUUUAUGAGUCUUCUGAGAAGAAAAUGGUCAUUCGAAGAGGUAAACCUCUCUACAGGCUUAGGAACUAUUCUCAAGAAGAUUUACACAAACAUCAGCAGCCAGAAAUUUUUACAAGUUACACUCAGAAGCCUGAUAAUCAACAAACCAGAAACCGGAUAAGUCUCGAUGAUAGGAUGAAUGAUUUGAAAUUAAUCCCAAAACAUGGGUUUGCAUCAACAGCAGCUGGCCUAGGCAAAGGGACAGAUGUAGGAUUCCAACAUAGAAAUAGCGAGAAUAUUAACCGGAUACACAUGAACAGAGAUAUUAACUAUGGCAGGCAUCAGAAAACACCUUGGCUUGAGAAAGGAUUCUUUUCAACAGACAUGAUCAAAUUUGAACCAACUUAUCCAAACUAUAAUUCUGUCACAGUUGGGAGAGCUAAGGUAAAUGAUAUGUAUGAAUCAACAAUUCCUAAUUUACGAAGAGGAACAAGACUGCGAAGAGAUGACACACUGGAUCAUUAUAGUACAUUCCUACCUGGAGGAGUGACUGUAGUUCCUCGAAUAGAAACUCCUAAAGGACCCACUGCAGAGUUUCACCCAAUGUAUUACCCAACUCCAUUCGGCCUCUCGUUGAUCAGGAAGGGUUAGAUCUCUUAUCUUCAAC